Plasmodium falciparum 3D7 is the source of this 1482-nucleotide messenger RNA. RefSeq lists its product as uncharacterized. The record is from RefSeq and is a predicted model, not a curated record. Lineage: Eukaryota; Apicomplexa; Aconoidasida; Haemosporida; Plasmodiidae.
AUGACAGUUUUUCUAUUUGUUUUAUCUUUAUUGAAUCAGUUUUCAAAAAAUCCAUACAAUUGUCAAGCGACUGAUUCUUUAGUGAAAUCAGAUUAUAAAUUUAAUCGAAUUUUAUCAGAUCCAUUUUUUUUAGAACUAAACGAACCAACACCAAAAUAUUUAGAUAAAUUGUUAAAAUCCGGAAAUGAUGAAAUAAAUCAUAAACAUGAAAAUAAGGAAUUAAAAAAUUCAUUCAAUUAUCAAAACACUGAUUCUUUAGUGAAAUCAGAUUAUAAUUUGAAUCCAAUUUUAUCUCAUCCAUUAUUUUUAGAACUAGACGAACAAACAAAAAAAUAUUUAGAUGAAUUAUUACAAUACGGAAAUGAUGAAUCAAAGGAAUCCAAAAAAACCAAUGAAAGAAAAUACAAGAAGAACGAAUAUCCAAAGGAUGACCCCAAAACAAAACAAAAUAUACCGGAAGUAACAGAAAAAGUAAAUAAUGGAACAACAAAUUUUAAGAAAUAUAAAAGAGAAACAUAUGAUAAAGGAAAAGAAGCAAAAUCAAAAAGAUCUCGUUACCUCAAAAAUACAAAAAUGCAAAGAAAGCGUUAUAAUAAUUUUUAUAUAAAAGCAGAAAGGGAUUUUCAGAAUUCUUUAUAUAAAUUAAAUGAUAAAAAUGUUAAAUCUUGUGAAUUCGAAAAUAAGAUGAAAUCAUCUGACAAAUUAUCUUCAUCAAAUGAAGCAGAUGAACCAAAUAAAAUGCAAGAACCAAAUAUAAUAGAAGAAUCAAAUAUAAUAGAAGAACCUAAUAAAAUAGAAGAACAAAAUAUAAUAGAAGAAUCAAAUAAAAUAGAAGAAUCAAAUAAAAUAGAAGAACCAAAUAUAAUAGAAGAAUCAAAUGAAAUAGAAGAAUCAAAUAAAAUAGAAGAAUCAAAUAUAAUAGAACCAAAUAUAAUAGAAGAAUCAAAUACAAUAGAAGAAUCAAAUAAAAUAGAAGAAUCAAAUAUAAUAGAACCAAAUAUAAUAGAAGAAUCAAAUACAAUAGAAGAAUCAAAUAAAAUAGAAGAAUCAAAUAUAAUAGAAGAAUCAAAUACAAUAGAAGAACAAAAUAAAAUAGAAAAAGUGAAUCAAACAAAAUCACCAUUAAGGAAUCAUCAGAUCCAAAUAAAUAAUACUAUUGAUAAAAUAAUUCAAAAUUCCAAUGGAGAUGAAAAACUUCAAAGACUUAAGAGUACAUCCUGGUUAAUAAAUAAUAUGGAAUCAUCUGAAGAAGUUAAACAGAGACUUAGAGGGCUAGCACAAUCAUACAUAUAUAACCCAGAUGAAUCAAAAAAAAGAAAAAUAAUUAAAGAAAUUUAUAAAUAUAGUAAAAAAGAAGAAAAUAAUGAUAUUAAAAAUAUGUUCUUAAAAAUACUUAAAUGUAGAGAUUUAAGUAACACAGAGCCUCGAGAGUAUCAUUUACCUUUACAAGGAUUAUCUAGACCUUGUUAUCUUUUCGUAUAA